CCAAAACCAAGAUAAAAUGGCGGUCGAAUUUGUACAGAAAGCUCUUGAAAAGUGUCGCGUUCUUAGAGAUAAAAUUUGGCAUAGUGCCACUUCAUCUGAAGAGAAAUAUAUACGAAUAUAUUUAUCAGAUGCAUUAUUUUCUAGCGCAGUUGCUGGAAUAACGUUUCCAGUAUUUCUAGGAUGUUUACAAACUGGAAUUUUUCGUCCUUUACGUAUUUCCUCAAACCUUUUGUUCGCUCCUGUCUGUGGUUGUAUUUCGGUAUUCAUAUCAGGGGGUUGUGCCUCACUGUUGCUUCUAUCGAGCUUUUCAUUUAUCGGAAAAAAUGAUUGGCACAAAACUUUACUAGAUAAACGCCAAGGGUAUGUUCAUGUUCCAAACGAAUAUUCAUUAGCGAUUUCAGUGCGUCCCGCGGAUGUUCCACUGUGUGGAUUUGGGAGUUUGAUCGCGUUUAAGAUCUUGGGAGGACGAUUUCGAUCAGUGUUACCAAGCAGCUUGAUUCAUCCAGGAGCAUUUGCUAGAAAGUACAUUCCAGCCAAAGGACAGAAUUAUGCAUCUGCAACUGUUAGAAGAAGGCUUCGUUUGUUGGGUGAGUUUUGCUGAGUACAGCCCGCGAACAAGUGCACUGUACAAGUCCUGUUCAUUUGCUAGCACUGAGCAAUUAUCUCUAGUUUGAUCAACACCAUAUCUACAGCACUGAUCGACUGAAUCUGAUGGUGGGUGCCAGGCUUAGUUUGUCAUUAUAUUUUGUGCAGGAAGGGAAUAUGGCUGUCACUCCUGUGGAAGACGAUGGUGGACAUCUUUUGUUGGGGAUCACAUACCUCCAAAUAAGUUGGUUAGAGAAGGACAGCAACAAAGAUUUUAUCCACAGUGCACCCACUGCUCAUAUUUACAAGGUGAAAGUUCAUAAACUAGGACUACUGUUUAAGAGGCAUAAAAGUACUAGUACAUGCAUGUUUGCUAUUGAAAAAUCAUUGUUACUGCAUGCAAAAUUUAUGAUUAGAUGAAACAACCACAAGGAACUUAUACAAGUUGACAGCGUAUGUGAAAUUGGUUACACUGCAAAUAUUUUUUCUGAUAAGGCAAGAGUCAAUUGUCACUUCCUUGCUCUUCACCUGUUUAACCAUAAGUGAUUACUAAAUUUUUUAAGAGUUAAGAAUUUUUUUUUAACUAGAGAAUCUCUAUUUAAUUGAUGACUGAUGUUAAAUUUUGGCCUUUGACUUUUUUAACUCCCACUUUUGAUUGACAUGCAACUUCACAUGGCAAUAUUACUAAAUAACUCAGCAAACAGGUAAUGAGUGUUGACAUUGUUCCUAGCUAUGGGAAAUUAUCUGGAUUUCACAUCCGAAAUGAGUUACAGUAGUAGAACCAGUUCACCAAUGACAGCAGCUUCUCUCUUCCCACCAGGAGCAGCUUUGUCUUCCAUGUCAAGACUGCAACAUAUCAAAACACAUGGCACAUCUUUAAGACCCUAUCAUUUAUGGUUACCACUACCACUUCCACUGGCAGUUCUUAGGAAUUACAUCAAUGAAAACUCUGGUGCAAAAGAGCUUGAUGAAAACUCUGUUUCAAAAGAGGCUGAUGAGGACUCUAUUUCAAAAGAGGCUAAUGAAGACCCUGGUACAAAAGAGGUCAAUAAAGGGUCUGACAUUGCAGAUGAAAUCCAAGAUGGAUAUUUGCAUACAAUCCUGAAUGGAGUGCUAAUCCUUUUGAAAAUUAAGAAAAAAGAUGAUAGUGAAGACUAUGAUUGAAUCAGAAUAUAAGAAAGAUGUGCAUGAGAAAUUGUUUUAUAAUGUUUUUAUUUUCUUUGAAGAUUGACUAGUUUACUACUCAAAUUUAAUGCUGUACACAUUCAAGUUACUGCAAAUGCUCUUAUGUGCCUUAUUUCCAGGGUUAGUUCAAAC
Pocillopora meandrina is the source of this 1902-nucleotide messenger RNA. NCBI's taxonomy places the organism in Eukaryota, Metazoa, Cnidaria, Anthozoa, Scleractinia, Pocilloporidae. The record is from the annotation of a GenBank genome assembly.